AUAAAAAUAUAACAGCUGCUAAGAGAUAAUUCAGUACGGAAAUAUCAUUGUUCGUCCCGGGUUUGACUUUUUUGUAUUAUGGGGGUAGAUAUUCAAACUAUUUAUUUAACUUUAUUUAAAUACCACACGCAACUUCACGCAAGAUUCUGCGUAAAAUAGUGAUAAAAAUGACUUCCGACGCUGUAAUUGAUUUAACUCGAUCAUUUGUGAGUUUUGCGACUGAUCAAGACCAAUUUAAAACCAACAACGUUGUUGUAAUAGAUUUGUUGGACACCGAUGACGAGCGGAAUAUUAAUUCUGUACAAGAAAAAAUAUCUAAUAAAAAGCACCGUCAGCAACAUAUUGAAAAAACGGGGAGUGGUGGAUCUUCAUACAAAGAAAAAAGAAGCAGUCCGAAAACUCAGUCAUACGACUGGGGCGAGUGCCCCAUUUGCUGGGAUAAGAUGGGCAGUAAUCCUUUAGCUUCUACAAAAUGUGGCCACGUCUAUUGCUUGAAAUGUUUAGAGCGGUCUUUGAAGGUUGAGAAACGAUGCCCAACAUGCAGACGCGGGUUAAAGGGUAAUUCCGCUUAUCACCCGUUAUAUUUAAAUAUUUAGCUUUUGCGUGUGGUUUGCACGUUA
This is a messenger RNA of Ostrinia furnacalis (Asian corn borer), 620 nucleotides long. RefSeq lists its product as uncharacterized. The transcript has 2 exons. The coding region runs from base 168 to 596 and encodes 142 amino acids. The record is from RefSeq and is a predicted model, not a curated record. Lineage: Eukaryota; Metazoa; Arthropoda; Insecta; Lepidoptera; Crambidae.